AUGUCGAAAGAAAAAAUCAACAAGGUGCUUAAAGAUUGUAUGAAAGCUUUAAAUUAUAUAAAAUACGAUUUGAAAGUCCAUGAAGUUUCGACUCAAGGCGCGAAUUAUACUUCAAAUUUGUACAAAGUCGAACUCGUCCCCGAAAAUGGUAUAGAAACCCUGAAGCUUUUCGUGAAAAUGGCAUGUCCGAGUGUAAAGAUGCGAAGUACUUUGGAUGAGUGGAAAAUAUACGCCACAGAAAGACUCUUUUACACAAAAUUGGUCGAUACCUAUAGAGAUUUAGAAGAUGAAAGUUAUUUAGAUUUGCAACAUAGACUAGACUUCUGCAAGUUCUAUGCGUGUCAGUCGGUACCUCAUGAAGAGAUGUUGAUCCUUGAAGACCUAACCGCCAACAACUGGAUGGUUUACCACAGAUUCCAGCCUAUGAGUUGGCCUUAUGCUAAAUCUGCCAUCUCGGUACUCGCUAAGUUCCACGCAUUAUCAUUCGCUUUCAGCACAAAGAGAUCAGAUGAGUUUAAGAAAGUUUUAGAAACUCUGAAAACAGAAAUGAAUAUUAAAUCCUUGGCCGGUUAUGUGAAGAAUGCCAAGGAUCUUGCAUUGCAAAACGUAAAGCCAGAACACAAGGUACUUUUGGAAAAGUAUUUAAACGAUUUUGAGACCAAGAUAAAGAAGGUCAACGAACCCAUCGGCCCUUAUGUUAUUACCCAUGGGGUCUUCAGACCGAGUAAUUUGAUGCACAAGGUUAGACAGGAUGGUACAGUGGAUGUCAGGAUCGUGGACCUCCAAACUUUGCAGGGUGCUAGUCCCGUGGUUGAUUUGCUAUAUUUCGUCUUCACUUCAACUGACGAAGAUUUCCGCGAACAUUAUUUCCAGAAGCUAAUAGAUCUUUAUUAUAACGAGUUGCAAGAGGCAAUGAGAAGGUUCAACUUGGAGCCUGAUUACCUGUAUUCCAAAGCAACAUUCGAUUCUGAAAUUAAACAGAAACUGCCGUACGGGCUGACAAUUGCAGUGUUCGCGCUCCCAGUUGCGACGGUGUCUGUGCAAAACGCUCCGAAGGUGGACGAAAACAUGGAACUGUCCGCCUUUUUUGCAGGGAAGGCCAGUGAUUUAUAUGUCAAACGGCUGAACGGUAUCGUCGACGACUUCGUGAAAUGGGGCUUGCUCAAAUAA
Molecule: messenger RNA, 1170 nt
Organism: Arctia plantaginis
Lineage: Eukaryota; Metazoa; Arthropoda; Insecta; Lepidoptera; Erebidae
Source: the annotation of a GenBank genome assembly